UUUAACAGAAGACUGAACUAUUCCUUUAAGAGACAUACUGGAGUCCUUGUCUCCAGCAGUGAGCGAUAAGGUGUGGCGAGGUCACCUGACAGCAUCAGUAUGUCGCUCAGAGGACAGCUGUCUGUCCUGAUGGACACGCUGAUAAUGAAGAUUACACUCAGAGGAAUGUCUGACAGGAAGUCUGUUGACGCUCUGCUGACAGAAGAAGACAAAAUCCUCCGUCCCUGUCGCUCCUGCUGACGGACGGCAAAGACUUCAUCUGACAGGAAGUCUCCUCUUCAUCCUGCUCACUACUUCCUGUCAGCAGCAGAGAAGAAGAAGAAGAAGAAGAAGAAGAGGAGGAGGAGGAGGCGGAGGAGGCGUUUCUGCCUUUAAUUUUAUUUAAAUAUAUUUUCACUUCAUGACGACGGACAGUUCGGAGACGGUUCGUCAUGUUCAGUGUCAGAUAAAUAUGUGCGUUUGUUUCUGAACCUCUCAGCAGACGAGAGGUCAUUGAGGUUCCCCUGGCGGCCAUGUUGGGGCCUCAGCUUCUGUCCGCCUCCUUCGCCACCGCCGCCAUCUCCGCGCCUCCAUCCUAAAUCAACCUCAACUGAGGCUGUUUUUCCCAUGAAGGCCGUUUGAUUUGUUUUUCGACACGUGUUGUUGUGUUCAGAAGAGUUUGUUCUCGUCGGACUUCGUUUCUUCAUUGAUCAGCCAAUCAUGGCGGAGUCCAGCUCGGCGCCGGCUGCGGCGGCGGCAGAUCUGCUGAUUGAACUCAACAAAGAGGAGCCGUCUCUCCCCGCAGAGAGCGUCUCCAAAGAACUGAUCGUAACCACGACGACGGAGGGGUUGGAUGUUGUUGCUGAGGUACCGAGCAGCAACGGCGCCGCCCACAGUCCUCUUCCCGCCAAAGUCCUCGAGGAGGAGGAGGAGGCCACGCCCACGCCCCCCGAUUCUUCCUCGCUGUCGUCCGAAAACGGGACGAUAACCGCCAUCACCACAGAAGAAGAAUCUCUGUCGGCUCUCCUGAGACACAUCAAGAGUGAAGGAGGACGGGACAGAGCAGGAGAGCCAGGUCUGGACCUGGACCUGGAGGAGAGCUCGUCAGUGGCGACGGCGGGCGGCUCAGACGACCAGCGGGAGUCCACAGACUCGGCGUCGUUCUCCAUCCCCAGCCUGGAGCUGUCAGACGGGGUCACGGCCACAGGAAACUCCCUGGACGUGGAGGACGGCCUGUCCUCGUCCUACUCUGCUCUGGGCGUGGAGGGCGGGUCUCCGUCCACCGAGGUUCCCAGUCUGAAGGACGAGGAGACGCUGGAAGCUGCAGGGGGCGCUGCGGCUGCAGCUGCUCCUCCUGCCGUUGCUCCGGAGGCGGGGCCGUCCAUGCCGGCGUAUUACCUGGUGAAGUGGAUCACCUGGAAGGAGAAGAAGACGCCCAUCAUCACUCAGAGCGAGAACGGACCCUGCCCCCUGCUGGCCAUCAUGAACACGCUGUUUCUACGCUGGAAGGCUAAACUUCCUGCUCAGACUGAAGUCGUCACCACCGAGGACCUGAUGGCUCACCUGGGAGAGUGUGUGUUGUCUGUUACAUCCAGAGAGAAGGCCGACGGGAUGGAGCUCAACUUCCAGCAGAACAUGAGUGAUGCCAUGGCGGUGCUCCCGAAGCUGUCCACGGGUCUGGACGUUAAUGUGCGUUUCACCGGAGUGACGGACUUUGAGUACACACCUGAGUGUAUCGUGUUCGACCUGCUGGACAUCCCGCUUUACCACGGCUGGCUGGUCGACCCACAGAGUCCAGAGAUGGUGGCUUCUGUGGGGAAGCUGAGCUACAAUCAGCUGGUGGAGAAAAUCAUCGACUACAAACACUCAGCUGACAGCAGCAGAGUCAGC
This is a messenger RNA of Plectropomus leopardus (leopard coralgrouper), 1869 nucleotides long. The record is from RefSeq and is a predicted model, not a curated record. NCBI's taxonomy places the organism in Eukaryota, Metazoa, Chordata, Actinopteri, Perciformes, Serranidae.